Messenger RNA from Camelus dromedarius (Arabian camel), 2289 nucleotides. It is a transcript of the gene BGN, whose product is annotated as biglycan. NCBI's taxonomy places the organism in Eukaryota, Metazoa, Chordata, Mammalia, Artiodactyla, Camelidae. The record is from RefSeq and is a predicted model, not a curated record. Gene Ontology annotation, molecular function: protein binding. Bases 169 to 1278 code for a protein of 369 amino acids. The transcript is spliced from 8 exons.
CCUCCCACCACCGCCUCUGUCUCUCUCUCUCCACGAACUGCCCAGGAGUGAGCAGCUGCUCUCAGACGGACAGCCUGACGGAAGACGGACGCACAGACUGCCCGACCCCCAAGCCUGCCAACUAGCCAGCCCGCGCCCAGCUGCUUCCCCUCCCCAGGCACGCCCACCAUGUGGCCCCUGUGGCUCCUCGCAUCCCUGCUGGCCCUGAGCCAGGCCCUGCCCUUUGAGCAAAAAGGCUUCUGGGACUUCACCCUGGAUGACGGGCUACCCAUGCUGAACGACGAGGAGGCUUCGGGUGCGGAAACGACCUCAGGCAUCCCGGACCUGGACUCUCUUCCUCCCACCUACAGUGCCAUGUGCCCUUUCGGCUGCCACUGCCACCUGCGGGUCGUUCAGUGCUCCGACCUGGGUCUGAAGGCUGUGCCCAAGGAGAUCUCGCCCGACACUACUCUGCUGGACCUGCAGAACAACGACAUCUCCGAGCUCCGGAAGGACGACUUCAAAGGCCUCCAGCAUCUCUAUGCCCUGGUCCUGGUGAACAACAAGAUCUCUAAGAUCCACGAGAAGGCCUUCAGCCCCCUGCGGAAGCUACAGAAGCUCUACAUCUCCAAGAACCACUUAGUGGAGAUCCCUCCCAACCUGCCCAGCUCCCUGGUGGAGCUCCGCAUCCAUGACAACCGCAUCCGCAAGGUGCCCAAGGGCGUGUUCAGCGGGCUGCGAAACAUGAACUGCAUCGAGAUGGGUGGGAACCCCCUGGAGAACAGUGGCUUUGAACCUGGAGCCUUCGAUGGCCUGAAGCUCAACUACCUGCGCAUCUCCGAGGCCAAGCUCACCGGCAUCCCUAAAGACCUCCCCGAGACCCUGAAUGAACUCCAUCUGGAUCACAACAAAAUCCAGGCUAUCGAGCUGGAGGAUCUGCUCCGCUACUCCAAGCUGUACAGGCUGGGCCUGGGCCACAACCAGAUCCGCAUGAUUGAGAAUGGAAGCCUGAGUUUUCUGCCUACCCUGCGGGAGCUGCACUUGGAUAAUAACAAGCUGUCCAGGGUGCCUGCUGGCCUCCCGGACCUCAAGCUCCUCCAGGUAGUCUAUCUGCACACCAACAACAUCACCAAGGUGGGAGUCAACGACUUCUGCCCCGUGGGCUUCGGCAUCAAGCGGGCCUACUACAAUGGCAUCAGCCUCUUCAACAACCCAGUACCCUACUGGGAGGUGCAGCCGGCCACCUUCCGCUGCGUCACUGACCGCCUGGCCAUUCAGUUCGGCAACUACAAAAAGUAGAGGUGGCGGCAGCUGCCAAGGUGGCUUGGGCGGGGUCUCUGGGGAGCACAGAAGAUGCCCUGAAGGGGGAGACAGAGCAAGGGAGUGAAGCCAGUGCCCAGCCAUGCCCAACCCAGCCCCACCCUUGAUGCCCAACCCCCACUCACUGCCCCCUGAUGCCUUCACCCUGGCUCCCAAGUGGGCAGUGGGGCAUGAGGCCUGACCCCCAUCACUGCUCCUUGGCUUCAGAGCUGCCCCUGCCCCUCCAUCAUAGCCACUCAGAGCCCCACCCCCUCCACCAAGCUUUCUUCCCAUUCACUCCAAAACCAAAUUGUCUGAGGCUCCAGUCCAAGGAAAAUGGUCCCCGGAUCUGGCGGGCAGGAGGGAGGUAGGGGAGAUGGAGAUAGCGGAUCCCCCUGAGCCCACCCCACCUGCCUGGCACAAUCCCUCCUUCUCGUGUACUUCCAGCUUCCAACCCUCCUUGGCCUGGCCUGCUACCCAAGUCCUCCCUGUCCCCUGCCAUCCUUCUGCAAGUUCAAGGCCCAUCCAUCCGAUCCUCCUUGUUCUACUAGUCCCUGGACCAGUCCUCUUUCUCUCUCUCUCUCUCUCUCUCUCUCUGUCUCUUUGUCUGUCUCUCCCUCAUCCUCCCUCUCCUCUCUCACAUCCUUGGGCUGGAUCUGGACCCAUUCUCACUGGGCCUCUGCCCAGCCCCUACCCAGGUAAGCUGCCCCCUCAAGCCUGGAUGAUCCUCGAAGAUGUUGGCAGGUGGAGGCACUGCACCCCCCAUAUGCUCCACAGUCAGGAGGGGAGCGCUGGACUCAGACCCUGGGAGUCUGCCCCUUGGGAGGGACCCAGCAUCCCGCCGGAGUCUCCAGUAUGCUUUUCAUUGUCCCCCCCAUGAUGGCUAAGUCUCCCCUCCCCUUGCCUUCCAGCCCCCAGUGUGGUGGGGGUUUCGAGCAAUCACACCCAGCUUGAGGAGGGGCUGCUUCUGAGGUCGGUUGUGUCUUUCAAUUAAAGAAACACUGUGCAGUA